AUGUCUACAGAUAGCAAUGUUGAUACCAGUAGUUCUUCAUUGAACGAGAGUGGCAAUGUAGAGCAAGCAACAUUUAAUUCUCAAGAUACGAACUCACUUUCAAAUCUUAUCGAAUGCUAUGACCUAUAUUUUAGGUUCAAUCAUCGUAGCAAUACAACUACAACUAGAAUCCAAUGUGUUAGCCACUUUGUUGAGUAUCAUUAUGCAAAGUAUUCACACUACUUCGACCCAGAUGGUUAUACUAAAUUCAUUGCCGAAGUAUUCUUUGAUCCAUCUCAAGAGGUAUUCGAUCAGCUAUUAUUAUUACAUUUUGAAGAAAACAGUGUUUUACUUGAAACCGUUUUUUAUAAAAUAAUUAGCCAUAAUAGAUUUAAACCUUGGUUCCGUCAAAUGAAUGAAUACAGCGUCACUCGAUUGAAAUACAGAAUUGGACAAUUCAGAUAUUGGAUAGAAAAAGAUCGUCUAAAGAAAAUAGCGAUUUUCAAAAAAAAAAACCUAUACGAUAUAGUUUACAAUAACAAGAGUAUAUGUCAACAGAUUAGCAAGACUGAAACAAAGACACGAGUAGCAAAUGAUUACAUCAAAGUGGAAUCAAACAACAACAUUAUAUUAUCGAAGCUAUUGUUGGAAAAGAUCGUUUCAUAUUCAAUUGUAUUUAAUGAUUUCUCGGAGCAAAGAUAUAAGGAAUCAAGCUAUUCAGCAUUCAGAAAUGAACACACCAAUCUCUCAGAUAUUGUCGAUGUAUCACAGAUCUUAAACUUUGCAUUGGUAUCGAAACAUUUCUUUUCAUAUGUUUCAAAGGUGGUCAAUAACAAGCAUUUCGAUUGGAAUGGAUUUCUCAAUAUCAACAACACCAGCAACGAAUACAGUCUAGUGAAAUCAGCACCAUUAUAUUUCAAUUAUGAAUCAAUUAAAUACAUUCCAUAUGAUAAAGGUGUUGGUUAUGCCUAUCGACUGAUGUCAAGAGUCGAAACAUUCGUGAUUCAAUCAGAUGAAGGUGGUUAUUCAAAUGGAGACCAAGUUAGAAAAUCUAUUUUUGACCAGCAAUACAGAGAUUUGGAUAAUAUAGAAUCAAACUAUAGAUACUACGUUGUAACCGAUAGAUAUUUGGUUUAUCCACCGCCAAUGCCAAAUCUCAAAGAGAUAGUCAUUACCAAGUAUCUUGGAUUCGAACAAAAUUAUACAAAGUUACUCACCCACAUCAUGGUAACCACACCGAAUGCCAAUGGAAAUGGCAUUGAACGAUUCACUGUUAACAUUAUCAAAGAUUCAAGUGAUGAUCCGGAUUGUAGUUAUCUUUAUUUCCUCAAACCUCUCUUUGAUUAUCACUCCAAGACACUCAAAUCAAUUGAUAUUUCUUAUAGUUUAUUAAAUAGAGAAGACUAUACUCAUCUUUAUGUACUAAUGGGUGAUAUAAUCCCACAAAUCAAAGAAAAUCAUAUCAAUUUGACUAUGGUGGUUGAGAAAUCAUCUGAACCAUUAGCAGCUUAUUUUGAUGAUGAUGAUUCACCUGAGAUUAAUCAAUUCUUAGUAGACACUAUCCAAAUAAUUAAUAAAUAA
This is a messenger RNA of Heterostelium album PN500, 1560 nucleotides long. RefSeq lists its product as uncharacterized. Lineage: Eukaryota; Evosea; Eumycetozoa; Acytosteliales; Acytosteliaceae. The coding region runs from base 1 to 1560 and encodes 519 amino acids. The transcript is spliced from 2 exons. The record is from RefSeq and is a predicted model, not a curated record.